AUGGUGACCCAAACUGACGGCAACCCCCAAGAGAAGGGGGUGUCGUCGCUGGUUGCCAACCACGAUGCCGAAGCCUACGUUCAACCCAUCGAGGCCGACGAGAGCAACAAGCCUGCUGCUGUACCACCCUCCGGCCUCUGGGGCCACCUCUGUUACUAUGGACACAAGGUCAUUGUAGCUGGGCGGGUUGAGCUUCAGGGAAUCUCACCCAUCCCAGUCAAGGAGAGGACGGUUACCAAGACGCUGAAUAUUUUUACCUUGUGGUGGUCCAUGAGUUGCAAUAUUCUUCCGAUUACCUUUGGCAUGUUAGGCCCAGUAUACGGUCUCAGCCUACGGGAUAGCUGCCUCAUUAUCCUCUUCUUCACUCUACUGUCUACCAUCUUACCUGCUUACCUCUGCACUUUGGGUCCAAAGUUGGGUAUGAGACAGAUGAUUCAAGCUCGUUACUCAUGGGGGUACGUUUCCCGUCUCCUUUCCAUCUCUCCACUUUACCUUUUUAUCGUCGUGCUAACACCCCCCCAAGCCGCUACAUUCUCCCUCCCCGUGCUCCUCAACCUAGCCACCACCACCGGCUUCUCCGUCAUCAUCGUCAUCACCGGCGGGCAAUGUCUCUCGGCCGUCGCCAACGGCCACCUCUCCAUUUCCGUUGGAAUCGUCAUCAUGUCCAUCCUAACCCUCAUCAUCUCCUUCUGCGGCUACACCACUUUACACAUGUACGAGCGUUUCGCCUGGAUCCCCGCGGUAAUCGCCAUCAUCGUCGCUGUCGGCUGCGGCGGCAAAUAUCUUCAUUUACAAAACCCCCCUCCCUCCCCCCCGAGCCCACAGGGUGUCCUGAGCUUCGCCAUGCUCGUAUCAAGCUACAUGAUCCCCUGGGCCUGCCUCUCCUCCGAUUUCACAACUUACCUCGUCCCCUCCACCCCAUCCUGGAAGAUCUUUGCCUACAGCUACACCGGCCUAGGCCUCCCCACCAUCUUGCUCAUGUGCUUGGGAUCAGCCAUAGGCGGCGCCAUCCCCUCCGUUCCCGCAUGGAGCGAAGCCUACGAGCAAACGCUCGUCGGCGGCGUCUUGCAAGCUAUGCUUGCUCCCGCCGGCGGGUUUGGUCGGUUCCUAGUCGUCAUUUUAUCGUUUACCCUGCUCGGCAACCUCGCAGCUACUUCUUACUCCAUCACGCUCAACUUCCAAAUGUUAGCCCCCGUACUAUUCAAAGUCCCCCGCUACCUAUUCGCUAUCAUUUUAGCUGCCAUCUUGAUACCCGUGGGCAUCAAAGCCAGUGCGGAUUUCUUCGACAACUUGGAGAAUUUCGUCAGCUUGAUCGGGUACUGGUGCUCUGCAUUCUUGGGGGUCGUGAUGGUUGAUCACCUUUGGUUCAAAAGGGGGGAUUGUCGAAGGUAUGAUCUCGAGGCUUGGAAUGAUGCGGGUAGACUGCCGUGGGGCAUCGCGGCGCUGACGGCUGCCGUGGCUAGCUUUGGGCUGGUGAUUCCGAGUAUGGAUCAGGUGUGGUGGCAGGGCCCGAUUGCGAAGACGACGGGCGAUUUAGGGUUUGAGUUUGCGUUUGUGGUUAGUGGGUUGUUAUAUGUGCCGUUGAGGAUGGUGGAGAUGAAGGUUAGUGGGCGAUGA
Messenger RNA from Sordaria macrospora k-hell, 1617 nucleotides. Lineage: Eukaryota; Fungi; Ascomycota; Sordariomycetes; Sordariales; Sordariaceae. The record is from RefSeq and is a predicted model, not a curated record.